Molecule: messenger RNA, 714 nt
Organism: Dinoponera quadriceps
Lineage: Eukaryota; Metazoa; Arthropoda; Insecta; Hymenoptera; Formicidae
Gene: Osi15
Exons: 2
Coding region: 1-714 (237 amino acids)
Source: RefSeq, a predicted model, not a curated record
AUGAGGAGCAGAGCGAUCGUAAUGUUGGCCUUGCAACUGGCAGCCUUGGCGGUGGCGGCCGAUCCGAGCCGGGAAGACGGCAACAGUCUGGAGUACGUGGAAGGGAAGCUCACGAAGGCGAUGGACGAGGUCAACAAGAAGAACACCAUCAGCAUCUACGGCGAUAUGAUCACCGCAGAGAAGAUCACGGAGGACGGAGGAGAGCAGCCGGCGGAGGAGAGCGCUGACCCGCUCGUCAGCAGAGUUGAGAAAUUCCUGAAGACGCGGAAGAUCCAAAUCAAUCUGCCGAAUGACAGCUCGACCGCCGGUUUAUUCGGCCGCGCCCUUGGCCGCAAGAGCAUCGACGUAGAAUUAAGAAGUUUGACGAGCGGAGCGUCCGAAGCGCGCACCAGGCUGAAAAAGAUGAUCCUGCCUCUGUUGUUGCUGCUAAAAUUCAAGACUCUGAUUAUCCUGCCCAUCGUCAUCACCGUGAUCGGCCUGAUAGGCCUCAAGGGCUUAGGCAAUGCCUUCUUGGCGCUUCUGCUAUCGGGCGCUGUGACCUUGAAGGCCCUUCUUGCGCCGCCGCCGCCGCCGAGGGUCACCUACGGGGUGAUAAAACCGCAUGAGAUUCACCAUGAUCAUUGGCACAGGUCGGAGCAAGAGGUCAGUUCACCCUACAAAGGCUGGGCACCCGAAUACAACAGCGAACAAUAUCCGUACCACGAUAUCCAAUGA